Messenger RNA from Papilio xuthus (Asian swallowtail), 10503 nucleotides. RefSeq names its product SET domain-containing protein upSET (gene upSET). Gene Ontology annotation, biological process: regulation of DNA-templated transcription. NCBI's taxonomy places the organism in Eukaryota, Metazoa, Arthropoda, Insecta, Lepidoptera, Papilionidae. The record is from RefSeq and is a predicted model, not a curated record. The transcript has 12 exons. Bases 241 to 7395 code for a protein of 2384 amino acids. Gene Ontology annotation, cellular component: Rpd3L-Expanded complex; Set3 complex.
CCCGUUGUUUUGUAUCAAGAAAAUGCAAUGGCCGCCAUCUUCGAGUCUUGUGAAUGUUUUGGUCGUAGUUUCAGACUUUAAGGCCUUUUUCGUAUGUGCUAUGCAAUUAUUUGACGAAAACGGUUUCGCUGUAUCAUAGGUGUUAUUGUUUCGUUUACGCAAAGUCACAUAAAUAAGUUCGGAGGCCCAGGGGCUCUCCGACGCGUCAUCUGGGGCUCGACCCAAGAUGGUAUUCACAGCAUGUCUGCUACAUCAGAAUAUGAAUCUACGGCCCGGCAAGAUUACGGGCCGACCACCUCCAGUGAAAAUAUGUAUGAGCAUGUUUUGGAACACAAAUUAACAGAUAACAUGAAUGUAUCAAGCAUUAGAACUCCAGUUUUAAGGCCGGUACCUCUAUCACCUUUAGAAGGUGACCCUGAACCCGAUUCAACAAAUCCAGAGAGUAUUAUCCAAUCUAUACACAAAGUAGAUAAAGAAGUAGAUUUUCGUAUUAAUGAUAAACACUGCAAUACUGAAAUGUCUGUUGAUUCUUUGUCCAGAAUUGUGAGAAUAGAAGAGACUACCCUAGAUACUGUGGGCCGCAUUGCAUACCCCAUAUUACAAGAAACAGAGGAUUCUGGAGAUGGAAACUAUGUAGAAAAUGCUACUACAUUAAUCCAGGCCCCAUUGAACACAGCAAUCAUGCAGAAUGUCACCAAACUCCCACAAAACUUUACAAUUAAUGUAGAUGCUGCAGUAGGCAAUAUAACUGCAAUACAGAAUGUCGCACAAGAUGCUUCGGGUAGCCAAACCUUGUGGUUACCCACCAUUCUCACAACCAGUGCCCCUCCGGAUAUUAAGAAUGAUGAUGAAAGGCCACCUGGAGUAUCUCAAAUAAUAAUUACCAGUGAAAGUUAUGUUAAUGACACAAAUCAGGCAGGCAGAAGAACUAACAUUAUUGAAACUAAUUAUAUUGGUCGACCUAAGGCAUCAAAAGUUCAAAUAUUGAGCAAUAUUUCUCUUCCAAAGAGUCCAACCUUUGCUCAGCAAUUUAUAUCACAAGAUAAGGAGUUCACAACUCCUGUUUAUGGAACUCAAAAUCAUGUUUAUAAGUUGAGUGCCAAUGUUGUUACACAGAAGCAUUUAAACAGUUCUGUGUUGAACAUAAAGUCUCCCAAAAGCCAGUCCCUCAUUGGUUGUUCUCUAUCGCCUACUAUAAUUAAUAACAGUCCUAUUAAGAAUGUCUCUUAUAGCCAUACAUAUACUAAGAGCACAAAUUUAAAUAAGGCAAUAAACAAAGUUAAUAAUGGUGCUAAUUUAAAUGCUGUGGUGGCAGCCUCUACCGGCAAUACGCAGUGCCAUAUUUUAUCACGCGUUGUUUCCGGACCAAAUAAAAUGUCUGUGCACUCUGGAAGAAAAUCUGUAAAUACACUAAAAAGUUCCAAGAGCACAAAUCAAGGGUCCGGUCAAAAGGAAUCCAGAGCAAUUAAAAUAAUACAACAGGCGGGGGCAUCUCAUAAAACAGAAGGAAAAUCAUGGCCCGUGGCCAGCGUGACAUAUAAGAACCAACAGAGUUUUGGUGUGUUGGAAACGAGCCCCUCAAAGAUUAUUCAAAAAGUUGGAAGUCCUGCACCUAAAAGUCAGCCGCUAUCGUUUCAGAAGGUUUCAAAAACAGAUCGCUUAGUACUCCAAUCACCUUGUGGUCCAGUGCUACUUUCUACUGCACCACUUAAUAUAAACCUUCCGAAAGGUCCACAUUACGUUCAGUCAGGGUCAACGCCAAAUCUUCGGUAUGUCCAGACUUAUGCACCAUCAGAUAACCAACUUUCUACCGUGUCUCAAGUCUCAGCAAAUCAGCAACUAACAGAGCAGAUCUUGCAGUCUCUGUCUCAGCCUAAACUUGUGUUACAUCAAAGUCCUACUGUCAACCAUACAAUAAUCCCACCACCAAUAAUUGAAGAACCUGCGGAAAUAAAACCUUUAAAUCAAAAACGAAUUGUAUUUGGUGACAAGUCAACAUUAACAACAGCGGAUGAUAUAAUUGGAAUGGAAGAGAGGCCUAAUUUGUCUGAAGAACUUCGUAGAUAUUCUUAUCAAGCCUUGGCAUUUAUCAUGUUGGAUCAUACAUACUCCUUACCGGCACAGAAGCAGCCAGCAGUUUCCACUCCUCCACCACCUGUGACAACAUCUGCACCAGCAGCUAUUGUGUCUCCAGCUCCGAUCACUACACCAAUGAGCCCAUUGAAAAGAAAUUCUCCUGUGAUAAUGUCAACUGCAGCAUUUGAUGUGCCACCAGCAACAGUUCCAGCUACCGUACCUGUCAUUCAACCUCCUGUGACAUCAGCUCAGACUGGAGUUCUUACAUUUAAGUCUACUCCAUUUGCAACAGCAACAACCCAAGACGAAGAUACUGCGUCGGUUAUAUCUUCCAUAGAUGGGGACCGAGCUCCAGGUCCCCGAGGAGGCAGUGACACAGAAACGGCUCCCGAAGGGGAGGAGGAGGGGAAAACGCGAUGUAUUUGUGACUUCACUCAUGACGACGGCUACAUGAUAUGCUGCGAUAGAUGUGGAGAAUGGCAGCACGUAGAUUGCAUGGGUAUAGACCAACAAAACAUACCCGAUGCUUACAUGUGCGAGGUGUGCCAGCCGCGGCCCAUAGACAGACGUCACGCUCGUGCCAUACAGUUGAGGAAGAGGGAGGAAUUGAGCGCUCUCGCAGGUUCCGACUCUGACUCCUCUGAGACGCCGCACCUUCCCGGCCAGCGAAGGAAAAGGUUACUCACCGUCACUACGUAUACAAACACAAGUGGCUCAUGCGUUACCACAUACAACUCUAAUGUCCCAGUUCUGCCACCGUUGCCUCAGCCUACUUUAGCGUUACCAAAACGCGCUCCCAAACGACCCAAGAAACCUGAAAUGGUACGAAAAGGUGCUAAAAGAAAACUCACAGAAAAGAGAGUUAAACGUAAGAAAGAUAUGUUUAAUCGAACAAAAUAUAACAGCGGCCUUGCGAAUCCAUCACAUUGGCAGGAUUCUUAUGAAGCCGCUAUGACAAAUCACUAUAGUCCCGAACUUAGAGCUAAGAUCAUGAAAUACAGCAGCAAGCUCGGUAGCUCCCAAAGCAUGGCAUCAGCAAUUACUGCUCAUUUAUGUACCACGGUCCCGCAUGCAGGAGGUAAAAUACUGAUCGCCACAAAGGACCUCAAAGAAAAUACUCCAGUAAUAGAAUUACGCGGCAAAUAUAUGUUAUCAAACCAGCACAGGCCGCAAAUACAAAACACCGCGAGAGCCGGAAGCCAGAAACCUGGUCCCUUUGUAUUCUUCUACAGGCUACCAAAAGAUAACACUCAGAUAUGCAUUGAUACCAGGACAUAUGGCAAUGAAGCCAGAUUUGUCAGACGUUCGUGCAAACCUAAUGCCGAACUUCAACACUGUAUCAUAAAGGGCGCCUUGCACGUCUAUUUAGUGUCUAUUGGUGUAAUCCAAUCCAACACGGAAAUUACUAUCGGUCACGACACUAACGGCAGCAAACAGCCUUGUGCAUGUGGUAAUCCAAAACAUUGCAAAGUGAAUGGAUUAAAUCCCAUAGUUACCAGAAAGAGUAUUGAUUACCCACAGAGAGAAAAGCGAAGCAGAAACAGAUGUUACAGUUCCUCGUCCCCCGUCUCUCCGCCACUUCUCCCGAUGCCGACGACUCCGAUGAAGGAAAGUCCACCGCCGUUCAUGCAAAUAAAAACCGAAAAGAGGUCACCAAUAAAGCACGAUUUUUCACCGAUGUCACCGAUCAAAACGACCCUCAAUCUCAGCUUCGACGAGCCAAUUAAAACUGAGCCAUUUGAAGAUAUAAAAUCAGAAAUAGAUUUAAUGGCCAAGGAAGAAAUGAAACCGGAGCUCGAUGAACCAGAUUAUGUCGAUUCUGAUAUAAAAGAAGAUCAGAUUCAACCUGAGGAUUUAAUUCCUGAUAUAAAAUCAGUUGUAGAGGAAGCUCCACUGCCCCCAUCUCCGAUUCUACCUCCGUCGGUUCUAUCAUCACCAAUCCUACCAUCGCCAGUCUUACCUUCACCAGUCCUGCCAUCCCCAGUCUUAACGCCUCCAGUCGUACCACCGCCAGUCCUACUGCCAUCAGUCCUCCAACCGCCAGUUCUGCUACCACCACCACAACCAGCUCCACCGCCCUCGCCGCCGCCGCCUCCCACACCACCCACACCCGUCAAAGAGGAACCCAUGGAAAUCAUUAAAGAAGAAGCCAGUGUUAAAGUCGACAAAAUAUUACCAAAAGAAAUAAAAGAAGAAAUAAUAGAAGUCAAAAAGCCCAAGGAAAUACCUAAAGUUGAAGAUGAAAAACCUGUAGUUAAAGAAGAAAGAAAAGAAGUAAUCGCUAAGUCCGCCUGCCACGACAGAUCUGCGCGCUCCAGUAGGACCACCUGCACUAAUCAGGAUUCUUUGGACGACAAAACCGAUGACUCCCAGGACAAACUUCCCCUCUCUACCACUCAAAAGGAUAAGAAAAAAAUGACUCGCGAGGAACGAAAAAUGGAAGCAAUAAUGAAAGCUUUUGAACGUAUGGAAAAAGCGGAACAACGCAAACAGGAGGUGAAGGAACGCCAGAAAAGAAGAGAAUCUGAUCCACAUCCAAACAGCAUGGAUAGAGACGAAGAAGAGGAAAUUCAUGUUAAUACUAAGAAACGAAAGAGACGUAAGGGUCGCGCCAGAACAACAUCGCAAUCGAAUAGACGUCGCCUUAACUCUGCAGACAGUGACAUGGUGACGUCAGGGGAUGAAGCACAACCCCUCUCCCCUCCGCCCAGAGCUGUGCCCGCAGUGGACUUGCCUCACACCACCACAGAAGAACGACAACAUGAAAUUGUUAACGAGGAUAUUGGCCUAAGCUCGGCAUGUCUUUUAGUGGAAGCAGCCGUCGGAUCAGUGGAGUCUGCUUUCAAACUGCCUAAAACUAAGAAAACCAUGGCCACGGAAUGGAUAGGACGGUCUCCGGAACGUACUCCGUCACCUUAUCAUUCACCAUACAGACCAGCUCUAGUAUCCGCACCGUCGCUGGAGAGCUUGGUUAGAGUCGCCUCUACUAUGAUUGGGGACCUCAGUGGACAGGAUAUGGAACAUGAGGAGGAGCCUUCGGCCACCUCACCGCCAAGAACACCAGGACGAGAACGCAAUAGACCACCGAAGAAAGCCAAGAGAAUAACUCGCAGCACUCCGACGGAACCUGUGGAAGUAGUCCCUGCAGCAUUACCACAGCACAGUGCUAAGAAGCGUUGGCUGAGACAAGCCAUCAGUGAAGAAAGCGACUCCCCUGUUAUAGAACGUUUUGUUGCAGAAUCGCCUCCCAAUGAAAUGGUAACACCAUUGAAGAAAAGAAGAGUCGCAAGAGAAUCAUUAGGUUGUGAAACUAAUCCUAUUAUCCAUUGUACGGAGGAGACAUCUCCAUAUAUGGCUUCCGAAGAUUCCCCCGUCAAAGACGAUCCCCAAUCUAUCACAAGAACUCAGUACAAACGAAAUAUAAUGGAAAGUAUGUACAGUAGAGACAGGACCCGGUCUGACAGCGGCCAGGGCUCCGAUGACCAAUGCAAUAUGGAUCACGAUGUGUUGAAUGUCAACAUUAGAGUGCCCCACGAUACUGAAAAUAUACGAAGGAUAAUAGGUGUUCCUACGCCAGAAGAAGAAAUAACACCACAAUUUACAAAACCUGAGGACAUUAAUACCAACAAUAACAACUUAGAAAUGGAGGAGAGCAAUUACAACAAAGUCGUUCCUAUGGAGAUAGAUACGACGAUCAUCACGCAAGCAAAAAUUCAAGAAUCAAACGAAAACAGUAUUAGUGAACUGAAGGGAAUAGAGAGCCCCAACGACAAAGUUCACAGCUCGCAGUCCGCGGACACGAGCGGCAACUCGUCCCCGCAGCGCGACGAGAUGGACGACAUACAGAAGAAAAUACAUUCAUUCCACACGGAGAACAUACUCAUACUCAAGAGUAGGAAUAAGAAGCCACCAAAGGAGAAACGGAAGAAGGUCAACCUCAACUUCGACCUCAACAUGGUGGACGAUCAGAUCAGUAUUCAAUUACGGACAGAAAACGACACCAAAUCUUGUGAAAUCAACGGCGACCUGCACGAUGACCACAGCAACUCCAUUCACGAUGACAUGAAGAUCCACGUGUCUCCGGAGAACAUACCGCUGCCGCCCGUCGAGACCAUUCCUCUGCCGGCCUCGGACAACAUCCUCGUGCCCGCGCCAGAGAACAUACCGCUCCCCGAGGAGCCCAGCCCCAUGCCCCUGGUCGCCCCGCCGGAGACCAUCCCGCUGCCCGAGGAGUCUUCGAUACUGUCGACUGAAACGCUCACCGUCACCAACGCAAGAGUAUCGCCGGUUGUCAGCAAGCCAGAUGAAAAGGAGGUCAUCUUACCGGAGAGACCUUCCGUCCUGGACUCGACCGUGCCGUUCUCGACGCGGUUCAGCUCGACGGGUCUCUUCUCCGGUAUCUUCAGCAACCUGUCGAACUCGUUCAAAUUGGACAGUCCGAUAAACGAGAACAUACCAAAUAUGUCGAUCAUAAAGAGUGCAAUAGAUAGGACUACAAGUUUAGACAAUAGUUUAUUCGAUAAGGACCCGAUCACACCGGUGGACGAGUUGAAAAGUGUUCAGGAGAUAUUGACUCGAGUGAAUAACAUGGACUCUAACAAUAGUGUGUUGUUGUCGGGAGUGCUCAAGAGCUCCACCAAGAGCGCGGGGGCCUCGCCCUCGCCCUCGCCCUCUUCAGCGCCCUCGCCCUCCGCAGCGCCCUCGCCAUCGCCCUCCACCAAGCCCGGCAAGCCGUACGGCGCCGGCGCACGCAACGACCCGCGCCUCAACCCGCCGCCCGCUGACAAGCCCAAGCCCGUCCGCAGGAAGCUCUCUAUAACGGAAUACCGCAAGCGACACAAGUGUGCGGCCGGCGGGGGUGGGGGUGGAGGCUCACCGGCGGGCGGGGAGGGUGGCGAGGGUGCGGAAGGGGGUGAGGGCGGAGGCGAGUGGUCGUCGGAAUCGUCGGGCGGCGCCUCGCUGUCCCCGCAGCGCCUGGAAGCCGCCGCCGCAGCCGCCGUCGAUGACCUCGAGCAGCGCCUGCACAAGGACCUCAGCACCGUGCACACGCCCAAGGGAGUAUUUGACGCCCAGCCUACGGCGUCGGAACGUCAACGCGAGAACCUGAGCUCGCGACUACGUAGAGAGUUUGGUCUGGCGCUGCCCGACGAUGAUGACGCGAGGGAUACGCACGCCCACGUCGCCCACACCGCGAUACCUGCCCACAUCCCACUCGGUGCCCACACCCCACUCGGCGCCCACGCCCCACUCGGCGCCCACGCCCCACUCGGCGCCCACCCUGCACACGAUGUGGGGAAGUCGCGGCGCGGCGAGAGGUAGUGGGGGGCGGCGGUCGCCGCUGGAAAUACAAACAAGAAAUAUUUUUGUAAAUGUCAGGCGUAGUAGCGCCGGCGUGUCUCUGUCUAACGAUAUAGUUAUAACUUUUAUAUGAACUGAAAGUGUAUCAAGCAAUCUGUGUAUAUUUUAACUUUUACUUUAUCCCUUUCGUUACUUUUAAUAUUUCUAUAUUAAUUCACGGUUUUUCUGCAAGUACAAAUUGUUUUUUUUUAUUUCUCCUGUGUACAUAUUGUAUAUAGGCGAGUCUAGUUAAGGGUAUAUGCGGUACGUAUGUAUGAUGGUAUAUAAUGUUUAUUUUUAUAUAUAUGUUAUCCGUAUGUAUUUUUAUGGACCUAUUUAUUACGGGGGUUUGUCGGCUCUGGAGUUUUGUACGCAUAAUGCAUAAGUAAAUUAUAGUUGUUUUUUUUUUUCGUUUUACCCUCCCUUUUGUAUGGUAGGUUGCCGUAGAUAAGUAGGUGCCUAGGUGUAGUGUUAGACUCAGGUUUAAGGUUAUUAAAAUGAAUAAGGUAAUUUAAGGGUUUUUUUGAAACUGUGUUAAUAUAGUAAGGGGUCGUUUGAACAUCACAUGUGUCGGGCAGCUGGUUGCCUUUUUAUUAUCCCCCCCCCUUUUCCCCUCACUGACACGUGUCGGAUAUCACAAUCACAAACAUGCAGAUAUCUAUCACAACGUGAUAUACUGCCUGUGAUACAUAUCACAUUGUAGAUAAAAAUUGCAUUAAUGAUUAUUUUAAAGCAUUUUUGUAUGUUUAUAACAUAAACUAGUGUUUGUACACAUAUGUGAUUUUGAAAAGCAAUGAAAUUCUGUAUUUUUUUGUGUUUUCUUCAUUUUUGUAUGGCAUAGUAAUGUGAACUUUAUUCGUUUAGCAAUAAGAGCGGAGCAGCGCACACCCUCGUGUUAUUUACGAAAUGCAACAUUUUGAACUAAACACAACAAACUUUCCGUUAUUACAUUUUGCAAAAUAUUCUAUUUGUUAUUUUGUUUAAUUUCAAUAUAAUUGUAAUAAUUUACAUUUCAAUCACGAAACAACUGUUUGGAUUAGAAUAUGUGAAAUGUUUUCGAAUGCGGCCUAAUUCGUUACAGUACAGAUAGUGAUGUGUAGUUACAAAUAUAUCGAUAUCGAUUGUAAUUUCUUUUUAUAGUUUUUAUUGAAUUUGUAUCAAUAGACAUAGAUGGAUUUCUUCUAGAUCUAUGACAUUAGUAAACUAUUUACAUGGAUGUCAUAAUUUAAGAUUUAAAAAUAUGCUUUCUCCCGUGUUCAAAUUAAACUAUAGUUUUAUUCAUGUACAUUUCAAUUCGAUAUUUCUACAGUUUCAUAGAUAGCAAUUUGUUUACUACUUAAGUCAAUAUAUCCUGCAUUGUUUUUUUUUAUAAAGCAAAUAACACAUGUUUGAUUUGCACUUUGAAAUGUUGGUAUAAGAUGAAAAAAGGUAUUAGUACUACUCUCCCAGUGAAAGUCCAUCCGCUUUGCUCAAAACUAUGGCCUGGGGCUGGCAAAGGUUCGUGGCAUUAUUAUAUAUGUAGCCCUUCUAAUUUCAAGUACGGCUUUUAAUUCCUUGAGAAUAUCGAUUAAUAUUCUGGUUCUGAUUUCCAAAUAAAACGUAUGUGAUUUUUAAACUGAUGUAUUAGAAUUAAUUUGUAAACAAACUUUUAGAAAUUUAAAAAAAUGUAUAGUUUUGUAACAAAAACUAAUUUUGCAAAAAAAUUAUGGACGCCUCAUUCGUCCUUUUGGCGCCUGAUGAGACUGAAAAACGUUUUUGGAAAAAUUCGAUAUCGAUAAUUGUAAGAUUUCCCUCCGGCGUACGACACUAGUGCUUAUUGUUUUACCCAGUUUGUAGCGACACAGUGUAGGAAAGAUGUGGGCCUGUUUUGACCGCCUAAUUUUUGUAAAUUUUUAGACAGGCGGGGAGCUAUGACGAUGGUGAAUAUAUAUUUAAGAGUUUUCAUUAGAAUAUGAAUUGUAAACGGCAGUUUAUAAUUUACCUGGUGUAAUAUAAAUUGAUGAAGUUCAGAAUAGCUCGGUCAGUUAUUCGGUUGUAAAGAAGUAUCGCGGUGGUAAAGUGGCUUAUUUUCACGGCAAAUUUUAAUUAUUAUAAUUAAGGGUUUUGUUUAUUCACUGUGUGAUUGAAUUUAGUGUGUUUGCGGUAUUAAAUGUUUAUUUUAUUAUAUACGAGAUAAAUUGUCGAUUAUUUUUCAUUAACGAUGUUUGAAAAUGGCCAUCGUAUUUCUACUUAAAUUUAUGCAUAAUCAUAACAAAUUAGAUUUUAGUGAACCCGUUGCAAUAACAAAGCCUAAAGGCAAUUUGUAUAUAUUUUAUUACACAUGAAAAAUGUAUGAUUAAGCCGCAUUUUUUUUUAUUUAAUUUCAUACUUAUGUUUAUAUAUGAUUUUAUAUGUAAAGGAGACAUUUGUGUUUGUCAGCGUGAGAGCGCACGUGAUGACGUCAACUGUUCGCCGAGCUGGUUGUUGAAUACAUUGUAUUGUACAUUUAUGCUUAUGUAUAUUUCUUAAAGCGCAUUUUGUACAAACAGACAGACAGACAAAACAACGAAGGAGUAUUUUUUAUCUUUUCCGUUGUUCGAAGUGGAUUAUUCAAUCUGUGGGCGACAUGAUGCACUUUAAGACAUUCUGUGUAGAAAUUAGAAGAAAUCUUUGUGAUAAAAUGAAAAAAACUUCUUUUAAUAUCAUUCUGUAGAGAAACGUGAUGUAAAUAUAAUGAUAGUUAUCGUGUAAGCAAAGGCUACAUAUAUUUUGUUAAAAGUGAAGGACGCACCGUGUUAUUAUAAUUUGCUUUGAAUACGUCCAGGAUCGGGCUGGAGUCCCUCCCCUGCCUCCCUGUCCCGUCCCCUGCCCUGUCCUCCCCUCCCCUACCCGCAGCCCCCGCGUUGUUUCAUUUUGUGAGGUAUUCGAUGUAACGAUGGAAUAUUUUGCAAUAUAUUAAUUUUUAUUUGUCUUAAGUGAAUCGUAAUAUAGUAGAAUUGUAUAUUAUUCAGAUGUUAAAUAUUAUUUCUGUCAUAAAGUUUGAGGUAAGCAAGUAAAAUUUAAAUAUAACAAUAUAGAAUAAAAGAUGUUAUGAUAAUUAAUUACAUAAAA